AUGACUAAUCAAACUGUCGAAAAUUGUCAAUUUCUUAAUGAUAGUACAAAUGCUGAAACAUUGAAAUCCAAUGAUACAAUUGGGUUUCAUGUUGAAUCAGAAAUGGACAUGAAACGUAGCGAACAGCUAACUGUAACCACGGAUGCCUUAAAUCCUAUAGAUAAUAGUGAAACCCCUCCUAAGAAUAAUAAAUUAUCGGAUUUGCUGCAAUCUCAGGAUGUUCUGGUGGAGACUUCAUUGCAAAAUAGACAUUCCACGUUGCCCAACGAUGAAGUUAAUGAAUUAUCAGUCGUAGAAGACCAUAUUAUUACUGAAACCGAAGCUAAGCCUGACAUAGAAAGUCCUAACAGUGACAAGGAAGUUGAUAAUUAUAGUACACAUAAUAAUGACUUUGGUAAUGCAGCAGCAACGAGCACUGAUGGUAGUAGCAUUGAUAAGGAUAAUGAGAAAACCAGAAGUCAUUCUUUAUCAGCUAGUGAAAAUAUACCUGAAAACAUCUUGGCUUUCGAUUUCGAAAUAAACAUUACCCCUAGUAUUGAACUAGAAUUAACGUUAAAUACGAUUGAUGACGAAAUCGAAAGUCUCUGUAAGAUGUACAAGGUACCGUAUUUCGAAAAUACCAUGUUCGUAAAUUUUCAGUACCUGUUGCUGACCGAUGCAACAAUUUACAUGCUUUAUCAAGAUUCAGGCAGUUAUAUGAAGAAGUUGUCCUUCGAACUUGAUGCUAUUGACCAUUUUGUGGGUGAUAGACAUCCGAAAGCUAUUCUUGAUUUAAAGGAAUGUGCAGAGUGCAAUUUGAUACCAGAUAGCGAAAAGCCAUUUGCUUUUAAGAUUAAAAUGAAAGAUGGCAGCACUUCGUUCGCUCUUGCAGCUCAAGAUGGAGAGUCUUUAAGAAUAUGGUUAACGUUGCUGUAUGAAAAUAUUCUAACUCAAAAUGUGUGGGAUAGAAAGAAUAAUGCUGUAUGUCCGGGUCCGGGAUUUGUUCUUGGGUCUUUGAUUAUCACGAAGACAAAUGUAUAUAUUUGUACGACUAAUACAGAAAGUGAGAUUCUAAAGAUGAUAUCAUCAUGUCCGAUUGAGAGUAUAAUUUCCGUGUCUAAAGAUAAAGAUGGGCGAAUACCGUAUUGUUGCAGUUUGGAGUACAUUAUCGUGGAAAGUGAUGAAAGUCAUAGUAUUCCGUUGUGCUUUGCGACUAGUUUUGAUUGUGAAAAAUUUAUAGCUAGUAUUACAAAAGAAUGGCGUAAUUUAUUCAAGGUUGAUUUAUCAGUUGGAGAAUGUGAGGAAUAUAUUAUCGACACUUUUAACGAAUAUGUGGAAAUAUUUGGUGAAAGCAAAUAA
Messenger RNA from Trichoplax adhaerens, 1338 nucleotides. RefSeq lists its product as uncharacterized. The record is from RefSeq and is a predicted model, not a curated record. Bases 1 to 1338 code for a protein of 445 amino acids. Gene Ontology annotation, cellular component: endosome membrane. The transcript is spliced from 11 exons. NCBI's taxonomy places the organism in Eukaryota, Metazoa, Placozoa, Uniplacotomia, Trichoplacea, Trichoplacidae. Gene Ontology annotation, biological process: positive regulation of membrane tubulation; regulation of protein localization; lysosome localization. Gene Ontology annotation, molecular function: kinesin binding.